AAAGCAAGAAAUAUUGCAAUACGCUGCAUGAAAAUAAACUGGAAAACAGUUUACUUUUUCUUUAUAUAAAACAUUUCAGAUUAGUUCAGAUUUUUUUACAUAAAAAGUAUUACUAUCACUUUCAAAAGUUAACAUAGGUUCAAUUUCAAUUAUACCAUGUUCAACAAUACAGAUAUCCAUUCUCAUUUUGUUUUAGUUUGCCCUAUGUGGAGGCGACAAUACGAGAAACGAUGAGACUUGAAACAGCCGCACCUCUUAGCACGGCUCACAGGUGUAAGGAAAAAACCACAUUAGGAGGCUACGAGAUACCGGCGGACACAACGGUUUUCACUAACUUGGCGGCGAUGCAUCAUGAUCCCGACUUAUGGGACGAGCCUGAAAUUUUCAGACCGGAAAGAUUUCUGAAGGAGGACGGUCAAUUAGGCAAAGAUAUUUCACUCCCCUUCGGUGCCGGUCAUCGGCUGUGCGCAGGAGAAACUUUUGCCAGAUUCAAUUUGUUCGGGACAUUGGCUCUUCUGUUACAGAAUUUUAAGUUCUUCUUCGUUGAAGGUGAACCGUCAAGCCUUCAAGAUAAGCUGUCGGGCUUGCUCGUCACUCCCAAAGAGCUGUGGAUACGCUUAGAAUUGCGUUAAUAUUCGUUAUUUUCUCGUAUAUAUAUUCUCGUGUAUACAAUAAGCAAUCUCAAAUAAGAAAUAGGCAUAUCACGUGCUGUCCUUUCGUGUCAGUUAGUGCGCAAAUCAGAAGUUAUUACAUAACACUAAUACGGAAAACAUGUAUAUCAUGCAUUUGAUAACAGACAAAAUUUCUUUGAUAAAAAUAUAAUAACAUGUUUAUUGGUAAA
Temnothorax curvispinosus is the source of this 841-nucleotide messenger RNA. RefSeq names its product probable cytochrome P450 304a1. Gene Ontology annotation, molecular function: iron ion binding; oxidoreductase activity, acting on paired donors, with incorporation or reduction of molecular oxygen; monooxygenase activity. The record is from RefSeq and is a predicted model, not a curated record. Lineage: Eukaryota; Metazoa; Arthropoda; Insecta; Hymenoptera; Formicidae. The transcript has 2 exons. The coding region runs from base 231 to 632 and encodes 133 amino acids.